Molecule: messenger RNA, 8898 nt
Organism: Plasmodium adleri (nom. inval.)
Lineage: Eukaryota; Apicomplexa; Aconoidasida; Haemosporida; Plasmodiidae
Product: regulator of chromosome condensation, putative
Exons: 1
Coding region: 1-8898 (2965 amino acids)
Source: RefSeq, a predicted model, not a curated record
AUGGUUUCUACUGACAAGAAAGGAAGCAAAAUACAUGUGUUUCUUAUAAAUAAUCCUAAGGAAAGUGAUAAAGAAAAAAACCAUAAAUUAAGUCAUACAAAAGAUAAUAAUAUAAGCAAUGAAAAUAAAGAUAAUGAAAAUGAAAAGAGUAUAUAUAAUAAUGAAGAAAAUAUAAAAGAUGAAAAAAAAAGUUGUAAUGAAGAUAAAAAUAAUGAGAGAGUUGAAGAAAUCAUUACUCAUAAAAUUUAUCACCCACAAGUGAAAAUUGUAAAGGUUAGCUGUGGAAAGCAAAUAAUUGCUUUUCUGUCAGCAUCUGGAAGGAUAUAUUGUUGGCACUUGAAUGAAUUAAAUGAUUUUGAUAAGAAUGUUCCAUAUUUAUUAGUUGAUAAUAUAAUAAAACAUAAGUCAAUACAUGAUGUUAGUUGUGGUCAUAAUCAUAUAGCUUUUUUGUCUAAAGAGGGUGAAUUAUUUACAUAUGGUGAUAAUACAUAUGGUCAAUUAGGAAUAACAUAUAAUAUAAAUAAUAAUACUAAUAAUUGCACUACUGAUAGUAAUAAUAAUAGUAAUAGUAAUAAUAUUAAUAUUGAUGGUAGUGAUGAUGGCAUUCUUGAUAUAAAUACUUAUAACAAAUUAUAUAAUAAUAAUAAUAAUUAUAAUAAUAAAUUAAAAAAUUAUAAAAAAUAUAAAGUUUACAAGAUAAAUACACAAAAUAAUAUUGUCAAAUAUGUAUAUGCAUCAGAAAAAUUCACACUAUUUUUAUCAAUCGAUGGUAUUUUAUAUGGUGUGGGUUUAAUUAAUGAACAUAUACUUAAAAGCGAUAUGAAUAAAAAUAAAAUAAAUAAAAUAUUAAUAAAACCACAUGUUAUAAAUACAAAUAAUAUAUCUUUUAAAAAAAUUGCUAUAGGUCCUAAUUUUCUUCUAGGUAUUGAUAUGCAUAAUGAUGUAUAUUCAUGGGGAAAAAAUGAACAAGGAGUAUUAGGACAUAAUAAUAAUUUAAAUGAUUCUGAUUAUCCUAAAAAAAUAGAGAAUCUAGCUAAAGCAAACUUUAUAAGUGCAGGUAAAAUAUGUAUAUGUAAAACUUCUGAGGAUGAUAUAUAUAUAUGGGGUCAUAAUUAUGGUAAUAAACCAAGUUUAAUUAAAAAUAAAUUUGAUUCUAUGCAUAUUAAUAAUAAUUUUAUUAUUGGUAUCUCACCACAAAAAAAUAUCUGGGUAAAAAAUAUUCAUAAUAUGUCACAUGGAUAUUAUAUUAAUAAUCUUCAAAUAAACCUAUGUUCAUCAUAUGAUAAUUUAAUCAUAGGAGUAGAAAAUUUGGAUAUCAACCAUAAAGACAAUUAUAACAAUCAUCUCAAUGUUUCAAUUAGCCAAACGAAAAGUGAAAUAAGUCAUAUACAAAAUGUUACUCAAAAUGAUAAUGAACAUGGUGAGUUGCAUGCACAUAUUUCGGAUAAAAAAAAUUCAAUCGAUAUUGUCAAUACGGUUAUUAGUAUGACGUCAGAUGAGGUCAAGGGGAAUGAUCAAAGGGGUACUCCACCAGAUAAUAUGGAUGAUAUAAAAGGUGAAAAAAUUGAAAAAAUUGAAAAAAUGGAAAAAAUUGAAAAAAUUGAAAAAAUUCAAAAAAUUGAUGACAAUAAAAGAAAUGUUGACCAUCAAUCUAAUGGUGACAGCAAAAGAAAUGUUGACCAUCAAUCUAAUGGUGACAACAAAAGAAAUGGUGAUCAUCAAUCUAAUGGUGAUAACCAUAUUUCUGAUGACAAUAUCCAUUCACCACAAGAUGUCAUAUUAACAAAUGAUAAUUAUUCUCAAAAUAGCGAUGAGAAAAAUAUCCAUAAUAAAAAAUCUGAUGAUACUUUUAAAGAAUCAAAUACACAAUUUCAUAAAGAAAAAGAAAUAUAUUCUUUUUUUACAAAUGAUGUAUAUGAAAAAAAUAGUUUUCUACAUAAUGAUAAUAAAAGUAGCAUGCAAAAUAAGAAAGAAACAACCUUAUUAGAAGAUACAUUAAAAGAAAAUAAAACAAACAUUUCUAUUAAUAAUAAUGACAUGAAUAAUAAAUGUAAUGAUUACAAUACAUCUAAUAUUAAUAGGAAUGAUAAUAAUAUAAAUGCUUACUUAAAUGAUGACAUAAAAUUGUCUACAUUAAAUGUUGAAAACAAAUCUGUAGAUAUCAAUAUAAAUAAUAAUGAAACUGAAAAGGAUGAUAAACAUAAUAAUGAUGUGGAUAAUAUAAAUAUAGAUGUAACAAGAAAUAUGUUGGAAAAUAACUUCAAAAAUGAUAAUUUAAAAAAUAAAAAUAGUGUUACUAUAAAUGAUGUAGAAACGGAUAUAGAAGAAUAUAAAUUUAAUUCAAUACAUAGUGAUGUUAUUAAUAAUUAUUCAAGUGAUGAUAAGGAUAUAAAAAAAAAUAAUUAUGAAGGUAUACCCGUAAUAGAAGUGCAAGAUGAUGUAAAUGAUGAUGAAAAUGAUGAUGAAGAUGAUGAUGAAUAUGACGAUGAAGACGACAAUGACGACGAUAAUCAGGAUGAUCAUCAGGAUGAUCGUGAUUACCAUGAUGAUGAUAAUAAAUAUCAUAUUCUUAAUUAUGAUGAUGAUACAAAUAACGAAUAUGAAGAUGAAGAAAGCUUUUUAUCUACAAAUUUUUAUGGAGAAAAAAAUGAAUCAGAUGAUAUAGAUCAUAAAAAUAUUAUUAUAAUUAAUAAAAAAGUAUCAGACAAAGAUAAUGUCGUUUUAAAAUCAUCUUUAAAAAAAUCAUCAAGUAGUAAUUCUAUAAAAAAAAGUGUCUCAUUUUCUAAAUAUGUAUAUGAUUUAGCUAAGAAUAAUUAUGAGCCUAUGAAUUUUAAUUCAUUUGAUGAUAUUAGUGUAUCCGAAUUUGAUCGUGAAGAAUCCAUAAGUGUUAAAAUAUCUGAUCAGAUAUAUGCUCAAUCAACAAAUAAAAUAUAUGAUAAAGAAAUGAAUGAUACUAGUGAUAAUACUUUAGAUACAAUAAAUAAUUAUCAAUCCAAAUUUGAAAUGAAUGAUAAUUUAAAGGAAAAAAAAGACAAACAAGGUAACGAUUUAUUAAAUAUUCCCCAUCAAAAUGAAAAUGAGUCUAUUCAAAUAAAUCAUGUCAUAACAGAUAUGAAUACAAAUAACACUCUAAAGAAACAAUUAAAAAAUGAUAACUACUAUAAUGAGGAUGAACAAGAGAAUAUAAAUGAAGAUACAUAUAGAAUUGGUAUAAGUAAUUCAGGCACUGAUAAUAUAAACAAUAAAUGUAAUAUAUCAAACAAUUUGGAUAGUAUUACAGAAUAUUCUGAUGAAAAAAAAUUCCAAAUACAUAAAAAAAAAUUAAACAACAAUGUUAUCACAAAAGAACAGUCAAGUAAUUUUAUAGAGGAGGAAAAUAAAGGUUCAUACAAUAUUUUAUAUCCAAACAAUAAUAAAAAUAAUAAUAAUGAUAACUAUGAAGAGAAUCAUGUCGAUUCAUAUAUUCCUCAAAAUUGUGAUACUAAUAAAAAUGUGGAAGAAGAAAAAAACAAUUCUUUUUUUCAUAUAAAUGAAAAGAUAAAUGGUAAUAUAAAAAUAAACCAUAUAAACCAAUUUAAUUUGUCUGAUAAUAAUAAUAAUAAUAAUUUUGUAUCCAUUGAAAAGAAAAAAAAAAAUAUAUAUACAGAAGGUUUCAUCAAAAAUGAUUGUAAUAAUAAUAUAUAUCAUAAUAAUUAUGAGCCUUUUAAUAUAUCCACAUUGUCUAAUAACAAUCAUGUUAAUAUGAUGGAAAAUAAAAUAAAAGUAAUAUAUUUUAAAAACUAUAAAUAUAAGAACAUUUUAAAAAAUCUACAUAAAAUAUAUGGUAGAAACUAUGAUUAUCUUAAUAUUAGAAGAAGAAAAAAUAUAAAAUUUGCCUUAACAAAUUGUAAUUAUAAUAUUAAUGUUUUAAACAUUAAACACAGUAUGAAGAAAAUAAACAAAAAUGUGAUAACACACAAAAAAAUGUAUGAAUUGCUAAAAAAAUUAAAGAAUAAAGAUCAUAUGAUAAAAUUAUUCUACAAUCAUUUGUAUUUAAUAAAACAAAGGGAUGCACAUAUUUUGAGAAUAAAGAAUUAUAAAUUAAAAUAUUUAAAUAAAGUUAAUCACAUUUGUAAUAAACAACAUACAAAUAAUAUUAUUAAAAAGAAAACAAAUAUGUCUUUUUUUUCUUUAAAUCAAGAUCACUAUUCAAAUGAUAAUUUGAAUAUGAAUUCACCUAAUAUUAUAAACAUGGAUCAUAUAAAUCGUGAUAUACAAAAAAACAAAUGGAAUGAAUAUAAUAAAAAUGUAGAUGAUAGUAAUAAUAAUAUGAUGUUGAAUGAAAAAAAGAAAAAAAAGACAAAAGACAAAAAUGCAAAUGUGAGAAAAAAGAAUAGUUCUUGCAUUCUUUCAGAUAAUAAUAUAUUAUCUAGUGAUGAUAAAAAAAUAAAAAGAAUAAAAAAAAUAAAAAAAAAUAUACAACAUGAUAAAAAUGAUAAAAAUGAUAAAAAUGAUAAUAAUGAUAAAAAUGAUAAAAAUGAUAAAAAUAAUAAAAACAAUCUUUUAUUAUAUGACAAAAAAUAUAUAUUUAAUAAUAUAAACAAACCAUUAGAUGUAGAUGAAAAAAAAUGGACAUCUAAUAUCAUUGAAUUAACAAAGAAUGAUGAAAAUGGUAAGAUAAAAAAUAAUGAUGGUAAUAAUAUUGUUAAUAAAAGGAGUACAUCACUUGAAACAAGAAAAAAUAAAGUAGUAGAUAUUAAAUAUAAGGAUCAUUUAAAUGAUUUAAGAACACAAGUUAAUAAAGCAAAAAAAAAUAAAAUAGAUAAAGAUAAUGAUACAAUUAAUUCAGAUAAUUUGUCUUCAACAAUGAAGAAGAAAAAAAAAAAUAUUGUUACAUCAAAAAAAAAAAUAAUUACAAAUAAAAGAAGUAAUUCGGUUAUAUUAUCAAAAGAAUUGACAGAAAAAAAAAAUAUAAAAAAAAAAAAUGAAUAUGAUGAUACUUCAAAAAAAUUAUCCUUUAUGUCUUGUUUAAAUGUUAAUACACAAAAUAAAAAUUAUUCUUCAAUUAUUAUUAAUAAUAAUAGUAAUAAAAGGAAUGAAAAAAAGAUGCCUUUAAAAAUGAAGAGAAACUCAUCAGCAACAUUUACUCAUAAUUUGAAUGAUCAUAAAAAUGAUGAUGACAUAUAUAAUUCCAUCUCAAAAAUAAAAAAUGGUAAUUAUUAUUCCGAUUCAGAUAAAAGAAAUAUAUCUUCUGAUUGUGUUCAAAAUAUGAGCAUGUUAAAUAAAAUCUUUGUUGAGAAUCAGAUGAAUAAGAAAAUAGAAUAUGAAAUAUAUAAUAAGAAUAAUAUAACUAAGAAUCAAAUAAAAAAUGAAGAAAAUAAAAUUAAUUCUUCAUAUUUUGAUGAGAUAAAUAAAGAGGAUUCAAGUCUUUCUUUAUAUGACAAUAUAAAUUAUUGUCAAAAAAAAAUUCAUGAUGAUAAUAAUAUUUACUAUAUUAAUCAGAGUGAUUAUAAUAUGAAGAAAAAUAAAUUACAUGCACAAAAAAAUGUGUAUCCACUUAUUAAACAAAAGAAAACAGAAAGAAAUUUACACACUAUAUCAAGUAGCAACCUUACAAAGAAAGUUAAAGAAAAAACUCAAAAGAAAAAAAAUAAAAUUCAUGAUGAGCAUAUCAAUAUUGUGAAUCAACAAGAAACAGAUAUUAUUCUAUUUGAUGAUGAAGAUAAAAAGAUAAAAAAGAAUAAGAAACAAAAUGAUAAUAGUACUAUUAAUAAGGAUACUAAAAAGAAGUUAUUAAAAAAAUUAUGGACAGAAAUAGAAGACAUGAAAAAUAAUAUGAUGGAAAAAAAAAAAAAAGAAAAAAAAUAUAUAUACAACGAAAAUGAUGAUAUUAACAAUAAUAAUAAUAAUAAUAAUAAUAAUAAUAAUAAUAAUUAUUAUUAUAAUGAUAAUAAUUUUAAUAUUAGUGAACAUAAAAGUAAUCAUGAUAAUAUAUUAAUAAAUAAAAAUCAUCCUCACUAUCAUAAUAAACUUAAUAACAAUGUAACAGAUGAUGCACAGAAUGAAGUGGAAAAUAAAAAUAAGAAAAAGUAUAUGAUGCUACUAUCAAAUAUGAAGGAGAAAUUAUAUAAAAAUAAAAUGAAUGAAGAAAAAAAACAUAAGAAAUAUAUAAGAAAAAUAUAUAAGAAUAUGAAAGAUAUUUAUAAUGAAUAUAAUAAUAUUAAGAAAGAAAAAGAAGAUGCAAAAAAAAGUAUUGAUUAUUUGAAAUUUUUAUUAGAAAAUACUGUUAUAAAAAGUAAUGAGAUGCUUCGAAUUAAUAAAAAUUCAUUUGAAAAUUAUAUAGAAAAGAUACAAAAAGAAAAUAAUUUUUUAAAAAGCGAAUUAGAUGAAGAAUCAUAUCAACAUCAUUAUGACUUACAACAACUAGUUUGUAAAAUAAAAGAAUUAGAAAAGUCUAAAGAAGAAGCUAUAAAAUCAAAUGAAGAAUAUAAUAAAAAAAUUGUUGAUUUAUCUGCUGAAUGUGAUAAUUUAAAAAAAAAAGAACUCGAAUUAAACAAAACUAUAGAUGAUCAGAAAAUACAUAUCGAAAAAGAAAAAAAAAAAAAAAAAUAUAUUUUAAAAAAAAUAGAAAAUGCUUUAAAAACAUGGGAAUACGAUUACAAUGUGUUAAAAGAUAAAUAUAAUAAUUUAAUAUCAUCAAAUGAACAAGUUAUAAAUAAUAAUGAAAUAUUAAAAAAUGAAAUUAAUAAAUUGAAAGAUGAAGUGUCUAAUAAAGAAAAUAUAAUUCAUAAUAAGAUGGAUGAAAUUAAUCAUAUAAAUCAAAAAUAUAUAUCAUUAUCAAAAGAAUUUAAAAUAAAAAAUGAAUCUUUACUUGAAGAAUCUGAUAUUGUUUAUAAAUAUAAAAAUAUGGAAGAAUAUUAUAAAAAAAAUAUAGAUAAUUUACAGAAUGAAUUAUUAUCUAAACAAAAUCAAUUAACUUAUAAAGAUAAACGUAUUUUAUAUUUACAGGAUGAACAAAAAGAUUAUUUAAAAAAAUAUUUUAAUAUAUCUAAAGGAUUAAAUAAUAUUAUGCAUAAAUUAAAAGAAAGUUAUAAUAUUAAUAUAAAAAAUGAAGAAUAUGUCGAAAAAAAUCUUAAUAAUUUUAUUACUACUAUUAUUAACAAUUUAGAAGAUAUCAAAGAAUUUAAAACAAAUGAUAAAUUAAAACAUAAAAUUAUUGAUAUAGUUGAUAAUACUUUAAAGAGUAAUAAAUUAUUAUCUCUUCAUACUUAUAAUAUUAUAUCUGAUCAGAAAGGGCUACUUAAAUCAUCGAAUGGAUUAAAUAUAUCUCAAUAUAUGAAAGAAAAUGAUAUUACAAAUAAGAAGAAUACAAAUAGAAACAACAAAAAUAAUAAUAAUAAAAAGAAUGAUACUAAUUAUAAUAGUAAUUAUGAUAAUAAUUAUGAUAGUAAUGAAGAUGAUGUUUUAAAUGGUAACACAAAUAAUAUACUCGCCUCUUCUAAUAAUUCAAAGAAUCAACACCUCCAAAAAAUGGUUAUAGAAGAAAUGGAUGAUAUAUUAAAUUUGUUAGAAGAAAUUAAAGAAAAUAAAUUAUCUCAAGACGAUUUAUUAUCAAUACAAAAUGAAGGAGACCAAGUAACAAAUGAAUUUAUUAAUAUUAAUAAGGAUGAAAACCAUUUUGAUAACUCUCAAGAAUUUAAUAGUCAUAAUAUAUAUGAUGAUCAUCAUUCUUAUAUAGAUUCUAAUGAACACAAUGACUCUCUAAAUAAUAUCUUUGAUCAAGGCAUACAAAAUAAUGUAACAUGUGACAAGAAUAUUAAAUGUGAAAAAAUCAAAUAUAAAAAUAUUAAUAAUAAUGUGCACAAUAAUGUAAGACAAACCAAAAAUAAAAUGAAUAAAUCACAAAUUAAUAGUAAUAUAUCUAAUAUAUAUGAUGAUACAAUAAAACAUAACGAUUAUUAUGAUAAAAAUGAAGAGCUACUAAAAAUGGGUGCACAACAAACAAAUGAUGAUGUGAUAUCUUCAAGUGUAAGAAAAAAAUAUAAAAAUGAAGGAAUAAAUAAAAUUGACAGUGGAAAGCAUAUAAAUCCUUCUAAUCUUGAACAUGCGAAUAGUAAUGGUACUAAUAAUAAAAAACACGAUGAGAAAUAUUCAAGAACACAAAUAAGAGAAUUAAGUUCUUAUGAUAUCAAAAAGGAUAGGAGUAAUAAUCAGAAAGAAAAUCUCAAAGGAGUGAUACAAAAUAAAAUGAGCAGUUAUAUAAAAAAAAAUAAAGAAGAAGAACUAAAAGAAAAUGAAACGGAAGAAAAAAGGAAGCUUUCUCAAGAAAAGAAUGGGGAUUAUAUCUUUCAAAGUGAUGAUAUAGAUUAUUUUAAAAAUAAAGAUUAUUCUGAUGACCAAAACAUUUGUGAUGACCAAAAUUUUUGUGAUGACCAAAAUUUUUGUGAUGACCAAAAUUUUUGUGAUGACCAAGAUAUUUGUGAUGACCAAGAUAUUUGUGAUGACCAAGAUAUUUGUGAUGACAAAUAUUUUUUUGAUAAUCAAAAUUUUUGUGAUGACCAAGAUAUUAGUGAGGACCAAUAUUUUUUUGAUCCUCAGAUGAACCAUAAGAAAACCCAAUUAAAAGAAAUAAGGAACAACCAUAUGUCAUCAAAUGAUAAAAAUGAAAAUUUUGAAAAAAAAAAUUUGAAGAACCAUAUAAAUUACCCCCAAAAAAAAACAGUGUCUAAGAAUUUAACAAAUGAACAGGAAUUAUAUAAAAACUGUAAAAAAAAAGAAAAGAAAAAAUCAUUCAAUGAUAUGUUAGAUAAAAUAUUUGAUACAUCUAUGGAUAAUAAAACAAUGAAUGAAAAUAUGUCGAAUAUUCAAAACUUAAUAGAAAAUAAUAUAAAAAAUAUUUAUGGAACAGAAGAUUAUUAA